This is a messenger RNA of Panicum virgatum (switchgrass), 1584 nucleotides long. Its product is annotated as G-type lectin S-receptor-like serine/threonine-protein kinase At2g19130. The record is from RefSeq and is a predicted model, not a curated record. Bases 115 to 1551 code for a protein of 478 amino acids. The transcript has a single exon. NCBI's taxonomy places the organism in Eukaryota, Viridiplantae, Streptophyta, Magnoliopsida, Poales, Poaceae. Gene Ontology annotation, biological process: recognition of pollen.
UGUAGUCAUCGACGCAUCGAUCACGAUUCAUCACGAACCAUUAUCUCUCUGGCCUGGCUGGUAGCAAGUAGCAACGCAUAACUGCCUCGGUCAUUUCUUUCAGUCUCACCAACAAUGGCUUCGACAGUGCUACUGCUUAUCAUGGCCGUGGCCAUCCACGGCGGCAGUGACUGGAGCUUCGCGUCGGACACCAUAUCCGCCAACUCCCCCAUCUCCGGUGACCGGACCGUCGUGUCGAGAGGCGGAAAAUUCGAGCUCGGCUUCUUCAGUCCCGCUGGCGGCGGCGGCAGCAACUACUACGUGGGGAUCUGGUACAAGAAGGUCGUGUCGCAGCGCACGCCGGUGUGGGUCGCCAACAGGGCCGCGCCGGUCGCCGACCCAGCGUCCUCUCGGCUCGCCGUGGCGGCGGACGGCAACCUCGUGCUCACCAACGAAGCCGGCAAGCUCGUCUGGUCCUCGAACGUCAGCUCCGCCAGCGGCUCGACCGCCGCCGCCUUGGCGGUUAUCUUGGACACCGGCAACCUCGUGCUCCGGCGAGAGAUCAGCGGCGAGGUUCUGUGGCAGAGCGUGGAGCACCCGACCGACACGUGGCUCCCUGGAGUCCGGCUUGGCAUGAACAAGAUCACCGGCGAGAUCACCGGCGAAGUGCAGGCGCUGGUUUCAUGGAAGAACGCCGGCGACCCAGCUCCCGGCAUGUUCACCUUGGGGAUUGACCCCAACGGGAGCAGCCAGUACUUCACGAAAUGGAACAGGACCGUGACUUUCUGGAGCAGCGGAGAGUGGAAGGACGGCGUGUUCGCCGGGGUCCCGGAGAUGAUAUCGCACGACAAGUACGACUUCGAGUUCGUGUCCGACGCCAACGCCAACUACUUCACCUACUCCCUGCAGGACCCCACGGUGAUCUCCAGGCUAGUCCUGGACGUCUCCGGCCAGGUGAGGCAGAUCAUGUGGGCGCCGUCCGCCGACGAGUGGAUGAUCAUCUGGACGGAGCCGCACCGGCUGUGCGACGUCUACGCCGUGUGCGGCGCGUUCGGCGUCUGCAACGGGAGGAGCGAGCCCUACUGCAGCUGCCCCGCCGGCUUCCGUCCCUCCUCCGCCGGGGACUGGGAGCUAGGGGACCACUCCCAUGGCUGCCGCCGGAACAAUCCCCCGCGGUGUGACGGUGGAGGCGUGAACAGCAGCUCAGUGCACGGCGACGGCAACGGCGGCGACGCCUUCUUGCCGGCGCCAGGUGUUUCUCUACCGAGAAAUUCAUCGUCUUCACCGGCAUCAAGCGCUCGAGACUGCGAGUUGGCAUGCUUGAGGAGCUGCAACUGCACCGCCUACUCUUACGACAGCCGCUGCUCUCUGUGGUACGGCGGCUUGCUCAACUUGGAGGACACGGGCGGCGCCAUUGACGACCUGCUUUACCUCCGGGUGUCCGACAUGGACGUGCCCUCCUCGAAAGGCCGUAACAGAACGGUCGCCUUCGCUUCCACUGCCGCAGUUGCGUCGAUCCUAGCCUUGUCUAUCAUCGUGUUCGUGGCUGUUAGAAUGUAUAGGAAACGGUAGAGGAGCAUGGCAUUCAUGCAGGCAGCAUCAGAG